AUGUCUGUGUCCAAAGGCUGCCCUGACAGUGACCUGAAGAUCAAACUGGCUAUCCGCAUGGACAAGCCACAAAACAUGAAGCACUGUGGGUAAGUUACGCUGCGCUGAAACUCUAGAUCAAACAAUGGUUUGCUUCCAUCUAGUGGUACUGACUGCAUAACACACACUUCCAGAACAGAGACGAUCGACCAAGACCAAAACAGGCAACCUUUACUUUAUCUUGACCUUUAAACUAUUAUCUUCAACAUACAUUGAGCAUUACUGUGUAAUUGGCACUGUGACAUCUGAAAAUUUACAUUUUUCAAAUAUUGUGCUACUGCAUUUAUCAAGCCUACAUAAUUUUUGUGAAAGAACAAAAGGAAGUCUUCUCCUUCAGUACUUCACUGCUUUUUCAUGAGAAGAACCGUUUUCGGGAUGGUGUCUUGUCUCACAAACUCCUCAAUAUCUCAGCCUCUGUAGACCGUACAGUUGAAUGGCUGCUAUGGGUGGAUUCAGAACAAAGGAAGUGUGUAGGCAAAACACACAAUUCAGGAGGGGUUUAGAACCGGGUCAGAACCCCUCAAAUGUUGCCUGCAGCCUAUUGGUAUUGACUGAGUUAAAGAGAACAUUGAAAAAGAGUAAGAACUCUGACUGUCAUGAAUGGAUAUCAAGUAAAAGGUCUUGGCACCCUCCUCACCCCAGAUCAAAUAACAAAUAAUGAUUGUGAUUAGGCUGAUGGCUAGUGAUAGAAGUGAUGCGACAGCACCAACUCAGAGACAUAAGGACACGUUAACGUCACACUCCUUCCUUCCUCCCUCCUCCGGUGUCCUCCAUUGUGUGUGUACGUGUGCACGUCCUGCUCUAUGGGGGAAGCCUAAGUGCUGCCUAGUGUCUGGGUUUUGAGGCGCUCCGCCUGUCUCCCUCACUCACUCCUCCAUAUGCUUCCUGUACAGGGCCUGUGGGGCCUGAUCUGUUCCUGGGGUGGCCCUACAGUAGCCUGCAUUGGGGCCCUUAGCUCCCUGUACCAGCCUCUGCCUGACAGGCUGCUGGCAGCCCCCUUGCCCGCUGCUCCUUGGGCACUAGUUUAUUCAGAGCGACAAGCCCUGAUGCCCCUAAACUAAACAGGAGGGUACACAGCCAGAGGGAGGCUAGCCCAACCAGGGGAAAGAGUUGGCAGAGGCAGGCAGAGCUGGGGUUCUCACCCUCAGAUGUUCUUUUCCAAAGCCCUCCUUCUCCUUCAUCUGAUCUCUUCACAACACAACAAGAAACAACACAACUAAUUCUGUACUUCCACAGACUCAAGACUGAUAGCACUCAUCAAACCAAAGCGCAGUGAUCAUACCCACAUGUAGGGAUGUCCACUGGCACAUACUGUAGCUGGAGUUCUGGAUGUGUCAGGGGAAUUCAUGGCACUCCCAUCCACGAACCAUGUUCUGCUGUGAAUUAAGUAAAUACCAGAAAACCGUUAAUUUCCCACUUUAAACCCAUGCACAAACAAGGUAGCCUUUGCUCUAAACCCUUGCCACAGUAAAAGGUAGCAGUAAUAACUUUUAACCAUAAGAGGUCAGUAGAGACAUUUUACUGUAGCACAAGUAGGGUUGCAAAGGGAAUGUAUAUUACUGGAAACUUUCAGUUUACCAGCAAACUACCAGAAUUUUGGUAUCUUUCAAGGAUUCUAUGUAAUCUAUUACAAGACAUCUAGUGGCCCUUUUCGGUUCUUCUGAUUAUCACAGGUGUCUGUAAUCAUCUCUGGCCCUCUGUGUGGCCUUACCACAUGUAAAAUAUCUGAAAUAAUUCAAUAAAAAUAUAGAAUGACAGCUGUUAAACAUUAUCCUAUAUAUAAACCAUACACUUUGUGAAUACCAUUGGUGUUUAAUAUGAGGGUUUCAGCCUGAAAUAUUUUUUAACAGUUUUUUAUUUUGAUAUGUCAGCAUCUAUUUGUUGUCAAUGUCUCGGUGACAAACUGGUGGCAGUUGUGAAAAAUGUGACAGUUGGAAGAGUUGCAGAGUUAAUUGAAAAUAAUGCCAUUGUUUAUUACAGGCUUUUUUCAUUAAUUAGGCUGUUGUUCUCUUGAAACAUAUGGUCUAUGUACUAAACUCAUGGACAAUAUGGACACAGAUAUAAUACAUUAAUAAUAUAUAUGAACAAUAAAAAAAAUAUGUUAUUCAAUUAUAAAUUACCAAAGUUAUGAUAGAUUACCAUAGAUAUUCUGUUAAUUACCCAAAUUACUGAAGAUUCCAGUAACUUUGGUAAAUUACCGGUAGCUUUGCAACCCUAAGCACAAGCAUCUAUGUUAUUGUUUGCCAACUUCCAUUUGCUCAAGGUGAUGUAUACACUGAGUGUACAAAACAUUAAGAACACCUUCCUAAUAUUGAGUUGCACCCCUCCCUUUUGCCAUCCGAACAGCCUCAAUUCGUUGGGGCAUGGACUCGAAAGUGUUCCACAGUGAUGCUGGCCCAUGUUGACUCCAAUGCUUCCCACAGUUGUGUCAAGUUGGCAGGAUGUCCUUUGGGUGGUGGACCAUUCUUGAUACACACAGGAAACUGUUGAGCGUGAAAAACCCAGCAGUGUUGCAGUUCUUGACACAAACCAGUGUGCCUGGCACCUACUACCAUAUCUCGUUCAAAGGCACUUCAAUCUUUUGUCUUGCCCAUUCACCCUCUGAAUGGCACACAUACACAAUCCAUGUCUCAAUUGUCUUAAGGUUUAAAAACCUUCUUUAACAUGUCUCCUCCCCUUCAUCUAUACUGGUUGAAGUGUAUUUAACAAGUGACAUCAAUAAGGGAUCAUAGCUUUCACCUGGAUUCACCUGGUCAGUCUAUGUUAUGGAAAGAGCAUGUGUUCAUAAUGUUUUGUAUAUUUAUCAUUAUAAACUGGAUGGUUCGAGCACUGAAUGCUGAUUGGCUGAAAGCCGUGGUAUAUCAGACCGUAUACCAUGGGUAUGACAAAACAUGUAUUUUUACUGCUCUAAUUACGUUGGUAACCAGUUUAUAAUAGCAAUAAGGCAACUCAGGUGUUUGUGGUACAGUGGGGAGAACAAGUAUUUGAUACACUGCCGAUUUUGCAGGUUUUCCUACUUACAAAGCAUGUAGAGGUCUGUAAUUUUUAUCAUAUGUACACUUCAACUGUGAGAGACGGAAUCUAAAACAAAAAUCCAGAAAAUCACAUUGUAUGAUUUUUAAGUAAAGCAUUUGCAUUUUAUUGCAUGACAUAAGUAUUUGAUACAUCAGAAAAGCAGAACUUAAUAUUUGGUACAGAAACCUUUGUUUGCAAUUACAGAGAUCAUAUGUUUCCUGUAGGUCUUGACCAGGUUUGCACACACUGCAGCAGGGAUUUUGGCCCACUCCUCCAUACAGACCUUCUCCAGAUCCUUCAGGUUUCGGGGCUGUCGCUGGGCAAUAAGGACUUUCAGCUCCCUCCAAAGAUUUUCUAUUGUGUUCAGGUCUGGAGACUGGCUAGGCCACUCCUGGACCUUGAGAUGCUUCUUACGGAGCCACUCCUUAGUUGCCCUGGCUGUGUGUUUCGGGUCGUUGUCAUGCUGGAAGACCCAGCCACGACCCAUCUUCAAUGCUCUUACUGAGGGAAGGAGGUUGUUGGCCAAGAUCUCGCGAUACAUGGCCCCAUCCAUCCUCCCCUCAAUACGGUGCAGUCGUCCUGUCCCCUUUGCAGAAAAGCAUCCCCAAAGAAUGAUGUUUCCACCUCCAUGCUUCACGGUUGGGAUGGUGUUCUUGGGGUUGUACUCAUCCUUCUUCUUCCUCCAAACACGGCGAGUGGAGUUUAGACCAAAAAGCUCUAUUUUUGUCUCAUCAGACCACAUGACCUUCUCCCAUUCCUCCUCUGGAUCAUCCAGAUGGUCAUUGGCAAACUUCAGACGGUCCUGGACAUGCGCUGGCUUGAGCAGGGGGACCUUGUGUGCGCUGCAGGAUUUUAAUCCAUGACGGCGUAAUGUGUUACUAAUGGUUUUCUUUGAGACUGUGGUCCCAGCUCUCUUCAGGUCAUUGACCAGGUCCUGCUGUGUAGUUCUGGGCUGAUCCCUCACCUUCCUCAUGAUCAUUGAUGCCCCACGAGGUGAGAUCUUGCAUGGAGCCCCAGACCGAGGGUGAUUGACCGUCAUCUUGAACUUCUUCCAUUUUCUAAUAAUUGCGCCAACAGUUGUUGCCUUCUCACCAAGCUGCUUGCCUAUUGUCCUGUAGCCCAUCCCAGCCUCGUGCAGGUCUACAAUUUUAUCCCUGAUGUCCUUACACAGCUCUCUGGUCUUGGCCAUUGUGGAGAGGUUGGAGUCUGUUUGAUUGAGUGUGUGGACAGGUGUCUUUUAUAAAGGUAACGAGUUCAAACAGGUGCAGUUAAUACAGGUAAUGAGUGGAGAACAGGAGGGCUUCUUAAAUAAAAACUAACAGGUCUGUGAGAGCCGGAAUUCUUACUGGUUGGUAGGUGAUCAAAUACUUAUGUCAUGCAAUAAAAUGCAAAUUAAUUACUUAAAAAUCAUAAAAAUGUGAUUUUCUGGAUUUUUUUUUCUGGAUCAAAUACUUGUUCUCCCCACUGUAUAUUGGCCAUAUACUCUGCGUUGCGUCAUGCCUAAAAACAGCCCGUAGCCAUGGUAUAUUGGCCAUAUACCACAUCCCCUCUGGCCUUUUUUCUUAAUUGUAACAUAAAAGAAUGCAUAUGCUUUUUUAGUAUGCCACUUCUCCAGGACAUAAUGAUGCAACACAAAGUUGAAUAUUGUAAAGCAGCCUCUGUAGAAAGGACAUCCACCAUAGUCCACACAACCUGUUACUAAACCAUUGCUUUUGUUUACUUAGGUACCUAUGGGCUAUUGGUAAAAAUGUGUGGAAGAGAUGGAAGAAGAGAUUCUAUGUCUUGGUGCAGGUAAGAACAAAAGACUUACAACUAAAUAACCAUGGCCAGCACUAGCCCAAAAAGUGAGAUGUUAUGUGUUUUAACUGUCAAGCUAUAGUACGUUUCUUCCUCUAGUUGACUGGGAUGAUAAAGGUCUAAUACAGUUCUUGUCAGGAGCUUUGUAGCUGUAGCAGCCAUUUUUUGUGCAUCCUCAUUUGGAGCAUUAUGCGGUCUCCCCUGUGUUUGGGAGGAUAUGUCUCAGAGCGAGGAGUUGACAGGCGAUUGACAAACCAGAGUGUACGCUGGCUGGCCUAGCACUCGCAGCUAAAAGAACCCACAGAAUGCUCCACUCACUUGCUCCCAGCAAUACAUACAGCAUGUGACAAAUACCGGUCAGUAGACUGCCACUGUGGGUGGGUGGGUGUGUGGGUGGGUGUGUGGGUGGGUGGGUGGGUGGGUGGGUGGGUGGGUGUCUUGUCUUGUCUUGUUCAUGACAGUGAGAUGAAGUGUGUGUGUUUUUGUGUGACUGUUGUGCGUCAUGUGUGAGUGUGUUUCAUAGAGAGAUAGACAUCAAGCAUGUGCUUUGUUUGUGUUUAAUUUGAUUUGUCAACUUUCUUCUUGCUUCUGUUUUUUGUUAUGUUAAGUCACGUGUAAGUAUUCAAGACAUUCAAUACUCUAUUGGUGUUAUGAUGGACUCAAAUGUAUUUGUACUUUUGGAGAUUAUGGGGAAAUUCUCAAAACAAAAGUGAGGGCAAAUACAUUUAAGUUAGCUUUACCAUCAAUAGAGUAUGUCCCCUUUUGUUUCUUUGUUUUGCCUGAAAAUUAUACAUUCAGCAGUUAAGUACGUUGUACACAACGGUAGCUGUUGAUUCACACUUUCACUGUUUUCUUCUUAUAUGAAAAAUGGAAAUAGCCUAUGAAAAGACAACAGUGUGCCAACUUCAACUGGUUCAGGAGAUAUAUGAAAUAUAAAUUAAUAAUUUAAGUGAGAAACAAAAUGUUUGGGUUUGUUUCUGAGUUUCUGAGUUAGCUGUGUUAAUUACUGUGGAUGAGAUUCACCAUCAGCACUCUGUGAUGUUCAACCCUCCUCUGAAAUAACUUCACAAACAGCAAGUUCAUAUCAGCUGCAUGCCAAUGUGGCAUGCACACCAGACCUGCACACUGGAUGUGUAUUUUAUUAUUAUUUUCUGUGUGUUUGAGUGGCCCGAAUCAACUACCUCUAUUGGAAGUAUUUGAAAGUAUUUUCAAAUAAUUUAAUAUAAAUAGUAUACUAUUUGACAGUAUUUUCAAAUACAUGGGUUAAAUGCAUGGGAAUGCACUAAUUGUAAGUCGCUCUGGAUAAGAGCGUCUGCUAAAUGACUAAAAUGUCAAUUGGAUCACCCCCAAAAAAUAAAUGAGUGUAUUUGAGUCAGUGUAUUUUAGUAUUUUCAAAUACAUGUCAAUACUUUCCAAGUGUUUCCAAAUACAUUCCAAUAUUCAACUACUUGUCUUUUCAACAAAAUAAUAUAUCUGAAUACUUACUUCGAAAUGUAUGUGAAAGUAAUUAGUAAUUGAACCCAGGUCUUGUACACACACACACACACACACCACACACGCACUAAAUGCCGUUUGAUUGACAUUUGCCGUGAUACUCAUAAAUAGCACAGUUUACACUGGGGGGUAUUUAUUUCAGAUAUUAGUUUCCUGUCGAAUUAUUCAUGAGUUGUUAAUUACAUGGAGUGAGUAGAUAAUUUACAGUGCUGGGUGAUGGACGCUGGCAUCACCGAUGAAACAUGGCAGCAACACGCCAACAACACGUCAGCUACAUGCCAACAACACGUCAGCAACACGUAAACAGCAUCAGCAACACGCCACCCCCCUCCUACCCUCACCCUGUUCAGAUAGAGUUAAUCCUGCCUGUAGUGGUAGCUGGCUAGUUGAAUGCCCUGACAUGUCCCUGCUCAACAGAACAGAUUGGAGCCAUAAACCAGUUUUUUAUAAUGUAAAGUGAAGUCUAAUUAUUCAGCAGUCUGGAGGCUGCCCUCCAACACAGCUGGCAGCAGCCACUCUCUCACUCAGCUCCCCUCCGCACUCUGGGUCUUUCUCCCUCCCUCCUUCCUUCACUCUCUCUUUUCUUUUUCCCUCUCUGUUCACUUACCCCUCUUUCUCAUCUCCUCUCUCUCCUCUCUCUUCUCCUCCUCGCCAUCUCCUCAUCGCUCGUCGUCUCUCUCUCUCUCUCAGUCUCUCUCUCCUUCAUCUCUCAUCGCUCUCUCUAUCUCCUCUCUCCCUUCUCUCUCUACUCUCUCUCUCUCAUCUCGUCGAUCUCUCUCUCUCACAUCUUCUCCUCGUCUCGAUCGCAUCUCUCUCAUCUCUCUCGCUUCCUCGCUCUCUUCUCAUCUCGCCUCUCCUCUACUCUCUCUCUCUCAGCCCCCCCUCCUCCCUCUCGUCCCCUCUCUCCUCUCUCUCUCUCUCUCUCUCUCCUGCCUGCUAUGCACUAGCCUCCUGGAGUAAAGUUUUUAAGCAGUUGAUUAUGACAACUGGGGGAUAGAGUUUGGGGGGUGGGGGGGGCUAUGGUGUUCCAGAGUUUCUUCAGGUGACAUACUGACAAACAACCACAUUGAUCAUAUCUCUGGUCUGCCCCCCACCCACGCCCCACCACAUCACACAAUCCAAUUUAUAGACUCUCAACAAUAACAAGGUUAUAAGAACAAAGCAUGUAGGGUAAUCAGGGAGCAAAGUCUUUAAGAAUCCUUUAACGGUCAGUUUGACAGCAGGUCAGCCAACCUCUGAGCCAAUAGAGUCUCUCUCUGCCUCCUGCUCUGUGUCUCUGUGUCUGUCUCUGUGUCUGUCUCUCUGUCUGUCUCUGUGUCUGUCUCGCCUGGCCCUGACAGGCCCAAACAUUAACAGGCAGGGGGACGUGAGGGGGAAGUGGGGGGAGAGACAGAGGCAGGCGAGGGGGUAGGAAGGAGAGGGGGAGUUCUGAUGUGCCCCAGUGAUGUCCCGAAGGCAAGGGGGCACCGUGAAGCUGGGUAGUGUCCCAGCGGCCCAGCGAGCUCCACCCGGGGCCUCAUCAGAGCCCUGACAGUGAAUAUCUGUUGUCACACAGAGGCAGGCUGCAGCCAAUGAGAGCUGCCACUUGCAGCAGAGGUGACAAUGGCGCAGGAUUGGCCGGGAUCCGCGGGUUGUCGUGGCAUGACUGGCACCUAGCAGUCAGGCUCCCAUCUCUUGUGACAGGGUGUCACUCCCGCACUCGUCUGUCCACGCUGAGUGACAGAGUCAGGGCCAUAACCCCGCCCUGGCAACGGCCCUGGCAACAGCACCUUGACCACCCGCCCCCUUACUCUCUGAUCCCCUCCCUCCACCUCUCUCUCUGUCCCUGUCUGUAGCAGAAUAACGUAAUAAUCCAGAAUAUCACUGUAUCCGCGCUGGAUAGAUACAUACUGUACACUCACAAGCACAUAAAUACUCACUCUCUUCUCUCUCUCAUCAACAUGAGUUACUUUUAAAACACACAUGCACACUCGCACCAUGUUGCUGUUCAUGGAAACAUACAGUGCCUUCAGAAAGUAUUCACACCCCUUGACUUUUUCUACAUUUUGUUGUGUCACAGGCUGAAUUAGACAUUUAUUAAAUUUAGAUUUUGUGUCACUGGCCUACACGCAAUACCCCAUAAUGCCAAAGUGGAAUUAUGUUUUUUGAAAUGUUUACAAAUUAAUACAAAAUUAAAAGCUGAAAUGUCUUGAGUCAGUAAGUAUUCAACCCCUUUGUUAUGGUAAGCCUAAAUAAGUUCAGGAGUAAAACUUUGCUUAACAAGUCACAUAAUAAGUUGCAUGGACUCACUCUGUGUGCAAUAAUAGUGUUUACAUGAUUUUUAAAUGACUACCUAAUCUCUGUACCCCACACUUACAAUUAUCUGUAAGGUCUCUCAGUCAAGCAGUGAAUUUCAAACACAGAUUCAACCACAAAUACCAGGGAGGUUUUACAAUGCCUUAUAAAGAAGGGCCCUUAUUGGUAGAUUGGUAACAUUUCUAAAAAGCAGAUAUUGAAUAUCCUUUUAAGCAUGGUAACGUUAUUACCUACACUUUGGAUGGUGUAUCAAUACACCCAGUCACUGCAAAUAUGCAGGCGUCCUUCCUAACUUAGUUGCCGGAAAGGAAGGAAACCACUAAUGGAUUUCACCAUGAGGCCAAUAGUGACUUUAAAACAGUUACAGAGAUGAAUGGCUGUGAUAGGAGAAAAACUGAGGAUGGAUCAACAACAUUGUAGCUACUCCACAAUACUAACCUAAUGGACAGAGUGAAAAGAAGGAAGCCUGUACAGAAUAACAAAUAUUCCAAAACAUGUAUCCUGUUUGCAACAAGGCACUAAAGUAAUACUGCAAAGAAUGUGGCAAAGUAAUUAACUUUUUGUCCUGAAUACAAAGUGUUAUAUUUGGGGCAAGAGCAUAGUGGUGGCUGCAUCAUGUUAUGGGUAUGCUUGUAAUCGUUAAGGACUGGGGUGUUUUUCAGGAUAAAAAAGAAACGGAAUGGAGCUAAGCACAGGCAACAUCCUAGAGGAAAACCUGGCUCAGUCUGCUUUCCAACAGACAUUGGGAGAUGAAUUCACCUUUCAGCAGGACAAUAACCUAAAACACAAGGCCAAAUCGACACUGGAGUUGCUUACCAAGAAGACAGUGAAUGUUCCUGAGGGGUCGAGUUACAGUUUUGACUGAAAUCUACUUGAAAAUCAAUGGCAAGACCUGAAAAUGGUUGUCUAGCAAUGAUCAACAACCAAUUUGACAGAGCUUGAAGAAUUGUUUUAAUAAAAUGUGCAAAUAUUGUAUAAUCCGGGUGUGCAAAACUCUUAGAGACUUACCCAGAACGACUCACAUCUGUAAUCACUGCCAAAGGUGGAUCUAACAUGUAUUGACUCGGGGUGUGAAUACUUAUGUAAAUUAGAUGUUUCUGUAUUCAAUUUUCAAUACAUUUGCAAACAUUUCUAAAAACAUGUUUUCACUUUGUCAUUAUGGGGUAUUGUAUGUAGAUUUUUAAAGAAUCCAUUCAGGCUGUAACACAACACAAUGUGGAAUAAGUCAAGGGGUAUGAAUACUUUCUGAAGGCACUGUACAUUGUCACCGUCUCUCCACCAGCCAUGAACCAAACUUGAACCAGCCACUCUUCCCCUGGUUUGGCCACUUCAUUCAUCUAAUUAUAAUGUGAUUAUCCUUGUAUACCCACUCACACUCACACACAUUACUGACAAGAGGUUCAAGAGUGGGAAACACAGCUGUCACUUAUCCCCUCCCAUACUCUUUCUCUCUCACACACACACACACACACACACACAAACACAGAGAGAUUGCUUUCCCAUAUGCCUAUCUUGACCAGCAUCUGGUCACCAGUUAUGCCUGGUGAUUGGCUCAUUAACCCAUUAAUCCCGGUUGGUUAUCACAAACAAGUGGUCCAAUGCCUGGGUUAAAGAAAAUGUGUUAUCUGUGAGAUCAAGGUUAAAGUACAAUGGGGGUAAGGACAACUGAUAAGAUAUUAUGCUCUCUUUCAGUCUGUUAUUUACCUGGUAUACUAAAAUGGUAGUUACAUAGUAAUUACUAAGUAGUUUACCAAUCCUAUUACAUUUUUGGAGUCCCAGUACUCAUUGUACUAUGCAUUAUCUUAAGAAGUACUAGUUAAAUGGCAGUUGGAAUAGUACUAUGAAUAAAAUGUACAGUAACUAAUAGUAGCCCUCUCUCCCCUCCCUUUGUGGUACAGGUGAGCCAGUACACCUUUGCCAUGUGCAGCUACAGAGAGAAGAAGGCAGAGCCUGUGGAGCUGCUCCAACUGGACGGCUACACUGUUGACUACACCGACCCUCAGCCAGGUAACACACAACUGCGGCUGUCAAAUGAUUUAAAAAAUGCAAUCGAGUUAAUCGAAGGAUUUGUUGUGAUUAAUCACAAUUAAUUGCUCAUUCAGAAUUUGAUGAAAUUGAGCUGUAAUUUAAGAUUUGUAUACAACAAACAUUACAAGCAUAUUGAUUGAUUGAUUUUGUAAUGGUUAGCAAAAUCAUUUAAUUUGACAAAGCACACUUUCUUUAACCUCAAAGUCAUCACUGUUGUUUUGGAUUAUGUAUUUUGGAUGUUUUUAGUGUAUUUUGAUCGCAUUCAAAAAUAGUGUACUAAAAUUACAAAACGUUAACUGGUUAACUUAGACAGCUCUACACACAAAACAUGCACACGACCCUCAGGCAGGUAAGAUAAUCACAAUCUGGCUUUACAGUGCAAAUAAAGUAUUUGUGACCUACAUUAAUAACCACCAACCAUUUGUUCUCUUGGGAAUUUAGCCUGUGCAAAUAGAAGUCAGAUACCUUUUCUGGAAAUACAGUAACUACCACGACUCACUACUUGUUAGAAUAGUACUUGUGCUACUGUGGUUGUCUCACCUAGCUAUCUUAAGAUGAAUGCACUUACUGUAAAUCGCUUUUGGAUAAAACCGUCUGCUAAAUGACUAAAAUGUAAAUGACUACCAGGGCCUAAAUAUAUGGCACUGGUAUUUACCAGUAGCACUAGCCCUACAAACACUGCUAACAGGGAUUUAUUCCUUAGGUCUGGAUGGUGGGAGGACCUUCUUCAACGCAGUGAAGGAGGGCGAUACUGUGAUCUUUGCCAGUGAUGAUGAGCAGGACCGCAUCCUGUGGGUCCAGGCCAUGUACCGGGCCACGGGCCAGUCUCACAAGCCCAUCCCCCCCACCCAGGUCCAGAAACUCAACAACAAAGCCGGAUCUGCACCCCAGCUAGACGCACCCAUCUCCCAGUUCUGUAAGUGUCACCCCCUGUUGUGCCCACGAGGCCCACCACACUCACGGUAGCUCUCAUUGUUUCAGCUUCACAAAGAACUACAGUACCCAGCAAUCUGCCACCCCAAUAUACACUGCUGUUAUGUCUAAUCUAACUCUAUAUCUGUCGAGAUAG
Messenger RNA from Coregonus sp. 'balchen', 11737 nucleotides. The record is from the annotation of a GenBank genome assembly. Lineage: Eukaryota; Metazoa; Chordata; Actinopteri; Salmoniformes; Salmonidae.